Felis catus (domestic cat) is the source of this 4929-nucleotide messenger RNA. It is a transcript of the gene FCHSD2, whose product is annotated as FCH and double SH3 domains 2. NCBI's taxonomy places the organism in Eukaryota, Metazoa, Chordata, Mammalia, Carnivora, Felidae. Gene Ontology annotation, cellular component: recycling endosome; neuromuscular junction. The record is from RefSeq and is a predicted model, not a curated record. The transcript is spliced from 21 exons. Gene Ontology annotation, biological process: neuromuscular synaptic transmission; regulation of actin filament polymerization. Bases 586 to 2880 code for a protein of 764 amino acids. Gene Ontology annotation, molecular function: protein binding.
CGGCCCCUCGAACCCAGCUCUGGACUGAGUUGUCCCCUCCGCCGCCGGAGCGGGGCGCUGCGCCACUUGGUGGGGCCGGAAAUUCCCGCGGCCUGAGUGGAGGAGCCGAAGCCGAGAGCGCGGCGCCGCCUUCCACCUCCCCGGGACGGGCGGGGGCGCUGGGCCCUGCGAGGGCUGGGCUGCCUGAGUGGGGGCGGGGGGCCGCGUCUGCUAGGAGCUGCGGCGCCGGCGGGCGGGGAGCCUGACGACGCUGCUGUUCGAGAGCCGCUCGGCGAGCUAGGAGACCCUGCGCCCCAGCUCUAGGGCCCCCGCCCCCUUGCGGUCUCCGCCUCCUUCCCUCACACACCCCCCGGGCCGUCCGAGCCCCAGGCCUUCCCGGCGCUCCUCCUCCUUCUCUUCACACUCGCCCUCCGACCCGGGUCCUCCAGCCGCCCGCCGGCCUUGCUCCCUGCCGGGGGAGUUCUCGUUCUCAGGCUCUUCUUACACACACAGACUCGCUUGCGGGGCCUCCCCUCCUCACGGCCCUCCACCUCCUUGUCCUAGCUGACGCCGCCGUCGGGGGAGGAUUGAUGUCCCUUCAGCAUCAUGCAGCCGCCGCCGAGGAAGGUGAAAGUUACACAAGAACUGAAAAACACUCAAGUUGAGCAGAUGACAAAACUUCAAGCCAAACAUCAAGCAGAAUGUGAUUUGCUUGAAGAUAUGAGGACAUUCAGUCAGAAGAAGGCUGCUAUUGAAAGAGAGUAUGCACAGGGUAUCCAGAAGUUGGCUAGUCAAUAUCUGAAGAGAGAUUGGCCUGGAAUAAAAACUGAUGAUCGGAAUGACUACAGGAGCAUGUAUCCUGUUUGGAAAUCUUUUCUUGAGGGAACAAUGCAGGUAGCCCAGUCUCGGAUCAAUAUAUGUGAAAACUAUAAAAACUUCAUUUCUGAGCCUGCAAGGACAGUGAGAAGCUUAAAAGAACAACAACUAAAAAGGUGUGUGGACCAGUUGACGAAGAUCCAAACUGAAUUACAAGAGACGGUGAAAGAUUUAGCUAAAGGCAAAAAGAAGUACUUUGAGACUGAACAGAUGGCUCAUGCAGUACGGGAGAAAGCUGACAUCGAGGCAAAAUCUAAACUUAGUCUUUUUCAGUCAAGAAUCAGUUUACAGAAGGCGAGUGUAAAGUUAAAAGCCCGGCGAUCUGAAUGUAAUUCCAAAGCUACCCACGCAAGGAAUGAUUAUCUUCUUACAUUAGCAGCAGCAAACGCACACCAGGAUCGCUACUAUCAAACAGACUUAGUUAACAUUAUGAAGGCUCUUGAUGGAAAUGUGUAUGAUCACCUGAAGGAUUAUUUAAUAGCCUUCAGCCGGACUGAGCUAGAGACAUGCCAAGCUGUGCAGAACACAUUCCAGUUUUUAUUAGAAACCUCCAGCAAGGUCGUACGGGACUAUAAUCUUCAGCUGUUUUUACAAGAGAAUGCUGUAUUUCACAAACCCCAGCCCUUCCAGUUCCAACCCUGCGACAGUGAUACUAGUUUAAAAGCUGCCCAGCUGGUGGAUAUUGAGCUCUCCCCUGUCAGUGCUCUGAGAAUGACCAUAGCUGAGAGCCGACAAUUAGAAUCAGAAACUGGAACCACAGAGGAGCACAGUCUAAACAAGGAGGCUCGAAAAUGGGCUACACGUGUGGCACGUGAGCACAAAAACAUUGUUCACCAACAACGGGUACUAGAUGAUCUGGAAUGUCAUGGAGUUGCAGUAUCAGAACAAAGCCGAGCAGAGUUGGAACAGAAAAUAGAUGAAGCUAGAGAAAAUAUUCGUAAAGCAGAGAUAAUUAAGUUGAAAGCUGAAGCCCGGCUGGACCUGCUAAAGCAGAUCGGUGUUUCUGUGGACACGUGGCUAAAGAGUGCAAUGAAUCAAGUAAUGGAAGAACUGGAAAAUGAACGAUGGGCUCGCCUUCCUGCAGUGACCAAUAAUGGCACUUUACACUCGCUUAAUGCAGACCCCGAAAGAGAAGAAGGAGAAGAGUUUGAAGACAACAUGGAUGUUUUUGACGAUAGCAGUUCCAGCCCUUCUGGCACCUUGAGAAAUUAUCCACUCACCUGCAAAGUUGUUUAUUCCUACAAGGCUUCUCAACCAGAUGAGUUGACCAUUGAGGAACAUGAGGUGUUAGAAGUGAUUGAAGAUGGAGAUAUGGAAGACUGGGUAAAGGCUCGAAAUAAAGUUGGCCAAGUGGGUUAUGUGCCAGAAAAGUACCUACAGUUUCCCACCUCGAACAGUCUACUGAGCAUGCUGCAGUCCUUGGCUGCUUUGGACAGUCGGUCACACACAUCCAGCAAUUCCACGGAGGCCGAGCUCGUUUCAGGCAGCCUCAACGGAGAUGCCAGUGUCUGUUUCGUGAAAGCACUUUAUGACUAUGAGGGCCAAACAGAUGAUGAGUUAUCCUUUCCUGAGGGGGCAAUCAUCCGAAUCCUGAACAAAGAAAACCAGGAUGACGAUGGCUUCUGGGAAGGGGAAUUCAGUGGGCGGAUUGGAGUCUUCCCAUCGGUGCUAGUGGAAGAACUUUCAGCCUCAGAAAAUGGUGACACUCCGUGGAUGAGAGAGAUUCAGAUCUCUCCUUCCCCCAAGCCACCAGGCUCCCUGCCUCCACUGCCGCUGUAUGACCAGCCUCCCAGCAGCCCUUACCCCAGCCCCGAUAAGAGGAGCUCCCAGUACUUCCCACGCUCUCCCUCAGCAAAUGAAAACAGCUUCCAUACCGAAUCGCCGGGAUGCUCACAGGCACCAAGGCAUACUCCUGAGACCUCAUAUGGCAAACUGCGACCCGUCCGGGCAGCUCCCCCUCCACCUACACAGAACCACCGAAGGCCAGCAGAGAAGAUUGAGGAUGUGGAAAUCACACUGGUGUGAUGAUGGGUUUGCCCAUCCAUUACUGCUACAAUCAAGGCCAGGCUUGGCGUUUGGCCACUCUUGUUUUUUAGGCACCUUUGCAUGAUGAUGACUCUUGAACGGAGCAGAAACAAGGAGGAUUAUGUGACCGGGUGGCCUGGUGGACUCCUCCCACGUUUUGAAUAUUUUGUGCCUUUUUUUGUUGUCAUUUUCUAUGUCAUCUCUCCUACCAUAGCACAAAUCCUAGCGGGCCCUAGAAGCAGAGGAGGACAGCCCUCAUGCCUAACAGUGGUCCAUUUUUAUAUGAGACUCAAGACCAGGACUCACUCAGGGCACGGUCACAGAGAAACUGAUCAUGUGCACUCGUACAGUAUAUUACUGUGGCCACAAGGAUGUGGCAAAGAUCCUCGACUUUCUUCAAGUGGCUUUUGCUCGUCUGAUUGAGUUUAAUCAGAUCAUGUUGGCUACGUAAGGAAUUAGAAGGAGGGAUUUCAGGAGAGGCUGGCUCCUCCCCACAGUUAGUCCCCAGACCGAGAAAAGUGAAACCUUAUUGGAAAAAAGUGGACUGCCCUGAGUUUAUCGCCAAUUUCAUUAAUGCACAUCUCUUCCACAACUAACAGAUUUAAAACAGUAACAGUGUCCUUUGUAUUAAUAUUUAUGGCAUUCAUUUAGUAUUAGUGGAGCUAAUAUGGAGGGGCUGAACUAAUAGCCAAAUCUUGUCCAUCACAUAGACUUAAUAGAAAGGAGGCUGCGGCUGAAGCAGAAAUGGAACUUCCAGAUCUGAAAUGAGCCGAUUUAAUGUUCUUUUUGUAUUUGGGUAUUUUUCAUCUUAAUUUUUGCAGCAUAUAUUCUUCUGACCAGUACCUUUAGAAUCUGAGUGUCUAGGUAAAUUGGGGACACAUACUUGCCUUGUUGAGCUUCUCUGCUAGGGAGGCCCCUCGCGUCAUUUUAUUCCCAAACCAGUGCACGAGUCCUGACAGCCAGCCUGUGGCUGCUCUAGACCGGUGGCCACCCCCCGCGAGAGUGCAGCUUCCCAGGUCCCACUGACCUGACAUAUUUCCUUAGGAGGAACAACCUGUGGCUCAUGGAAACCAGCUUCUCAUGGAAAAGGACUAAAGGGUUGCACACCCUGCACAAGUGCAAACUGAUAAGGAAAAGACAAGUUCUCCAUGUCGCAAGGAGAGCCAAGAGUAGCUUUCUCUGCAGGCUAGCAAGCUCACGGUGGCAGGUGGCCCAGGGUAGGGCUCUGUCGGCUCUCCACCUCCUGUGGAAGAUAGGGAGUGCCGAACCUAGGGACGAAGGGAUUUUGCCAGUUGGUUUGUUUUUGUUUUUGUUUAAGAAAUCAGAUUUGCAGAAUUUAAUCUAAAAGUUAUAUUAUGCUUUGAAAACUCCAUCCCUCCUAAGAAUCUUUAAAACUUGAAAUGCUCGCCAAAUGUCCCCAUGGGAUUUUUGACCAAAAGUCAGGUUAUAGCUGAAGAAAUCUUCAGUUAGUCAUUUGAUCACUUCAGUGACAGUACCCAGCGACGAGUCUUCUCCGUAAUUUGGGGUUUUUGUUUUGUUUUUUGCAUUUCUUAACCUGUUGAUCUAUUUGAGGUCUUUUUGUGUUUAUCAAACUUAUUCUUAAGUUUAAAAAAGAAAUUAAAAGGGUGUUUUUUUAAGAUUUUAAAGUUCUCUGACAUGUUAAAAAUCUUCAAAGCACUUUACAAAAUCUUCCAAGUGCUUAAAUCAGGCAGUUCUCGCUACCCAGUCUUGUAUUCUCUCUUUAGCUAGCCAAAUUGUCCUUGAAUCUGGAUUUUCCACAUUCUCAGAGAGUUAUUUGAAAUCUUUUGUUAUAUUUUAAAAUAUUUUUUGGAAGAGCUGCUAAUUUUAUUUUAAAAAAACAAAGUUGUAAAAAUAUGCCUCCUUUUUAAAAAGAACCCCUCCCUCCAGGACAUGUAAUCAAGCAUCACAGUGCACAGGGCCAGGCUUGGAGGGAGUGCCUCUGUGCAGAUGUGCUUUCUUUACAGUGGCUGUAAAAAGUUUGUAUUUAUUAUGUAUAAAAUGUUGAAUAAUAAAAAAAAAUGGAAUUAA